Cricetulus griseus (Chinese hamster) is the source of this 6012-nucleotide messenger RNA. The record is from RefSeq and is a predicted model, not a curated record. NCBI's taxonomy places the organism in Eukaryota, Metazoa, Chordata, Mammalia, Rodentia, Cricetidae.
GGCUUCAGACCACACGAUUGGGAAACCACUUGGAAGACCGUGUGAAUAAGUUUUUGCGGCGCCAGAAUCACCCUGAGGCUGGGGAGGUUUUUGUCAGAGUGGUGGCCAGCUCAGACAAGACGGUGGAGGUCAAGCCAGGGAUGAAGUCAAGGUUUGUGGAUUCUGGAGAAAUGUCAGAAUCUUUCCCGUAUCGAACCAAAGCACUCUUUGCUUUCGAGGAGAUUGAUGGAGUCGAUGUUUGCUUUUUUGGGAUGCAUGUGCAAGAGUAUGGCUCUGAUUGCCCCCCGCCAAAUACAAGGCGUGUGUACAUAUCUUAUCUGGACAGUAUUCAUUUCUUCCGGCCCCGCUGCCUCCGGACAGCUGUUUACCAUGAGAUCCUCAUUGGAUAUCUAGAGUAUGUGAAGAAAUUGGGGUAUGUGACAGGACACAUCUGGGCCUGUCCCCCAAGUGAAGGAGAUGACUACAUCUUUCAUUGCCACCCACCUGAUCAGAAAAUCCCCAAACCCAAAAGACUACAGGAGUGGUACAAGAAGAUGCUGGACAAGGCAUUUGCAGAGAGGAUCAUUAAUGACUAUAAGGACAUCUUCAAACAAGCAAAUGAAGACAGGCUCACGAGUGCCAAGGAGUUGCCCUAUUUUGAGGGAGAUUUCUGGCCUAAUGUGUUGGAAGAAAGCAUUAAGGAGCUAGAACAAGAAGAAGAAGAGAGGAAAAAAGAAGAGAGUACUGCAGCUAGUGAAACCCCUGAGGGCAGUCAAGGUGACAGCAAGAAUGCCAAGAAAAAGAACAAUAAAAAAACCAACAAAAACAAAAGCAGCAUUAGCCGAGCCAACAAGAAGAAGCCCAGCAUGCCCAAUGUGUCCAACGACCUGUCCCAGAAGCUGUAUGCCACCAUGGAGAAACAUAAGGAGGUCUUCUUUGUGAUUCAUCUGCAUGCUGGGCCUGUUAUCAGCACUCAGCCCCCCAUCGUGGACCCUGACCCCCUGCUCAGCUGUGACCUCAUGGAUGGGCGUGAUGCCUUCCUCACCCUGGCUAGAGACAAGCACUGGGAGUUCUCUUCCUUACGCCGCUCCAAAUGGUCCACUCUGUGCAUGCUGGUGGAACUGCACACACAGGGCCAGGACCGCUUUGUCUAUACCUGCAAUGAGUGCAAACACCAUGUAGAGACACGCUGGCACUGCACUGUGUGUGAGGACUAUGACCUUUGUAUCAAUUGCUACAACACAAAGAGCCACACCCAUAAAAUGGUGAAGUGGGGACUGGGCCUAGACGAUGAGGGCAGCAGUCAAGGUGAGCCACAGUCCAAGAGCCCCCAGGAGUCCCGGCGUCUCAGCAUCCAACGCUGCAUCCAGUCCCUGGUCCAUGCCUGCCAGUGUCGCAAUGCCAACUGCUCUCUGCCAUCUUGCCAGAAGAUGAAACGAGUAGUGCAGCACACCAAGGGUUGUAAACGCAAGACUAAUGGAGGAUGCCCCGUAUGCAAGCAGCUCAUUGCUCUUUGCUGCUACCACGCCAAACACUGCCAAGAAAAUAAAUGCCCUGUGCCCUUCUGCCUCAACAUCAAACACAAGCUCCGCCAGCAGCAGAUCCAGCAUCGCCUGCAGCAGGCCCAGCUCAUGCGCCGUCGAAUGGCCACCAUGAACACCCGCAAUGUGCCUCAGCAGAGUUUGCCUUCUCCUACCUCAGCACCACCUGGGACCCCCACACAGCAGCCCAGCACACCCCAAACACCACAGCCCCCUGCCCAGCCUCAGCCUUCACCUGUAAACAUGUCACCAGCUGGCUUCCCUAAUGUAGCCCGGACUCAGCCCCCAACGAUAGUGUCUGCUGGGAAGCCUACCAACCAGGUGCCAGCUCCCCCACCUCCUGCCCAGCCCCCACCUGCGGCAGUAGAAGCAGCAAGGCAAAUUGAACGUGAGGCCCAGCAGCAGCAGCAUCUGUACCGAGCAAACAUCAACAAUGGCAUGCCCCCAGGGCGUGCAGGUAUGGGAACCCCAGGGAGCCAGAUGGCCCCUGUGGGCCUGAAUGUGCCCCGUCCCAACCAAGUCAGUGGGCCUGUCAUGUCUAGCAUGCCACCUGGGCAAUGGCAGCAGGCACCCAUCCCCCAGCAGCAGCCAAUGCCAGGCAUGCCCAGGCCUGUGAUGUCUAUGCAGGCCCAGGCAGCAGUGGCUGGGCCACGGAUGCCCAAUGUGCAGCCACCAAGGAGCAUCUCGCCAAGUGCCCUGCAAGACCUGCUUCGGACCCUGAAGUCGCCCAGCUCCCCUCAGCAGCAGCAGCAGGUGCUGAACAUCCUCAAAUCAAACCCACAGCUAAUGGCAGCUUUCAUUAAACAGCGCACAGCCAAGUAUGUGGCCAAUCAGCCUGGCAUGCAGCCCCAGCCUGGACUUCAGUCCCAGCCUGGUAUGCAGCCCCAGCCCGGCAUGCACCAGCAGCCCAGCCUGCAGAACCUGAAUGCAAUGCAAGCUGGUGUGCCACGGCCUGGUGUGCCUCCACAGCAACAGGCGAUGGGAGGCCUGAAUCCCCAGGGACAGGCUCUGAACAUCAUGAACCCUGGACACAACCCCAACAUGGCAAACAUGAAUCCACAGUACCGAGAAAUGGUUAGGAGACAGCUGCUACAGCACCAACAGCAGCAGCAGCAACAGCAGCAACAGCAGCAACAAAGCAGUGCCAGCAUGGCCGGGGGCAUGGCAGGACAUGGCCAGUUCCAGCAGCCACAAGGACCUGGAGGCUACGCCCCAGCCAUGCAGCAGCAACGUAUGCAACAGCACCUCCCCAUCCAGGGUAGCUCCAUGGGCCAGAUGGCUGCUCCAAUGGGACAACUUGGCCAAAUGGGGCAGCCUGGGCUGGGGGCAGACAGCACCCCCAGCAUUCAGCAGGCCCUACAGCAGCGGAUUCUGCAGCAGCAGCAGAUGAAGCAGCAGAUUGGGUCCCCAGGCCAGCCAAACCCCAUGAGCCCCCAGCAGCACAUGCUCUCAGGACAGCCACAGGCCUCGCAUCUCCCCGGCCAGCAGAUCGCCACAUCCCUUAGUAACCAGGUGCGGUCUCCAGCCCCUGUCCAGUCUCCACGGCCCCAAUCCCAGCCUCCACAUUCCAGCCCAUCACCACGGAUACAGCCCCAGCCUUCACCACACCAUGUUUCACCCCAGACUGGCUCCCCCCACCCCGGACUCGCAGUCACCAUGGCCAGCUCCAUGGAUCAGGGACACCUGGGGAACCCCGAACAGAGUGCAAUGCUCCCCCAGCUGAAUACCCCCAACAGGAGCGCGCUGUCCAGUGAACUGUCCCUGGUUGGUGAUACCACGGGAGACACACUAGAAAAAUUUGUGGAGGGUUUGUAGCAUUAUGAGAGCAUUGGGUGUUUGGUUUUUUGUUUUGGGAUUUUAUUUUAUUUUAUUAUUUUUUGGGGGUUUUUUGUUUUUUUUUUUUUUUUUUUCUUUUCUUUUUUUUUCUUUUUUCUUUUUUUUUUUUUUUUUGUUUUGUUUUGUUUUGUUUUUCCCCCCUCCCCUUUCAUGUUCUUGGACUUUUUGUACUGAAAAUCCAGGCGUCUGGGCUCUUUUUAUUACGCCUAGAUGGACUGUGACUCCCAAGCAUGGAAGGGUGGAUUGAUGUCUAAAACAAUACAAAGAAUAUAUUUUUUGUUAAAAACCAGUUGAUUUAAAUAUCUGGUCGGUCUCUCUUUCUCUCUCAGCUUUUUUCUCUUUUUUUUCUGUUUUGUUUUGGGGGGUGGGGGGUUGUUUGGAUUCUUUUUGUCGUCAUUGCUGGUGACUCAUGCCUUUUUUUAAUGGGAAAAACAAGUUCAUUAUAUUCAUAUUUUUUAUUUGUAUUUUCAAGACUUAAACAUUUAUGUUUAAAAGUGAAAAGAAAAAUAAUACUCAGAAACUGGUUCCAGAAAUAAUGCAUCUUAUAAUGUGUCCCGAUAACGAGCUGAUGUUGCGGGAAGAUUUUUUUCUAUAGUGAACUCUGUGGGCAUCUCCAAGUAUUACCCCUGGACAAUAGGAAUUGACUCCGGCGUGCACACAUGUACACACCCACACACAUUUAUCUAUACAUGCUGGCUUAAGCCAACCUCUUGUCUUGCAGAUGUAGAAAUUGUUGCUUUGUUUCUCUGAUAAAACUGGUUUUAGACAAAAAUAGGGAUGAUCACUCUCUUAGACCAUGCUAAUGUUAUUAGAGAAGAAGCAUUCUUUUCUUUCUUCUUGUGAAACUUGAAAUGAGGAAAAGCAAUUCUAGUGUAAAUCAUGCAAGCGCUAUAAUUACUAUAAAUAAGAAAAUUCAAGAAGAUUCAAUCACUGUAUAGAAUGGUAACAUACCAACUCAUUUCUUAUAUCAUAUUGUUAAAUAAACUGUGUGCAACAGACAAAAAGGGUGGUCCUUCUUGAAUUCAUGUACAUGGUAUUAACACUUAGUGUUCGGGGGUUUUUUUGUUAUGAAAAUGCUGUUUUCAACAUUGUAUUUGGACUAUGCAUGUGUUUUUUUCCCCAUUGUAUAUAAAGUAUCGCUUAAAAUUGAUAUAAAUUACUGAAGUUUUUAACAUGUAUUCUGUUCUUUAAGAUCCCUGUAAGAAUGUUUAAGGUUUUUAUUUAUUUAUAUAUAUUUUUGGAGUCUGUUCUUUGUAAGACAUGGUUCUGAUUGUUCGCUCAGAGUGGAGAGGUCGGGGCUGCAGUCAUGGUUGCAGUGUGGGUGGCAGCUGGGAAUAUCCCAGGCUUGUGGCCACCAAUGGGUGGGGGGAGUCUGUGCAGAGAGGAGGCAGCUCAGCAUUGCCUUGCAUAUUCAGUACUCACAGGUGAAUGUCACCCAUGCCAAGAGGGACAAUCACCACUGGGUCAGAAACAGCACUUUGCCUCCAGCCCACUCUUUGUCCUCCUUGUUGGCCAGCUGCCCCUGUGGGGAGGGCUCCUGCCCCCCCCUCUUUUUUUCAGACAGCCCCCCUUUCUCUACCCAGAUCCCACAAUCAAUGCAAAGGGUGCUCCAGGGACUUGAGGUGGUUCCUGACCUCCCCUCCCCUAAAGUUCAACAGGGAGCUUACCUCCAUCAGCCUGCCCCACGUGGCCUCAUUUGGGUUUUGCAGGCCUGGUGCCACCCUGGGGGCUGCUGCUUCAUGGUCUUACCCACUCAUGAAGUCCAGUUACAGGUGCCCUUCCUGAGCAGGGGAUGGUAGCUCCUGAAUACUGUAAAUGUCACAUCCAAUAGGAGGACCACUGACAGGGGAACUAAACCCCUAGCCUACUGCUCCCAGGGAACUUUUUUUUUUUUUUAAAUACCUGUCUUCCAACAAAAAGGUGGUCUAGAUGGGGGUGGGGGGCAGCUAAAUUUAGAAAUCAUGACCCAAAUAGCCUUCCUUUUGGCCUUUUAAGUUCACAGAAGUAUUUUCAAAAUUCUUGAUACUUGGAAAUCUAAAUUUGAGGAAGCCUUUCAAGAUUAGAGUUUUGAAUGUAGAAUUUUGAAUCUUGGAUUUUAAUACUGUGGAUAAGACCAGGUAAGGAAUAGACCAUCAUCUAACAUCCCCAACUAAGCCCUGUCCCAAGUCCUCCAGAGGUGAUGCUCCGUCCUUGCUCAAUUUGAUGGGUCCUUGCACAUUCUCGGCUCUCUUCAGAAUGCCCUUUGCUGCCAGUUGGGAAGCCCCAAGCCAUGUGUUCAAACAAGAGGAACUGGAGCCUCAGAAGAGCUGCUCAGCCCCACUCAGAAGGUGGCACUUGGCAUUGUGCAGCCUUUUCAUGUGGGCAAUGGGGACAUCCUUUUCAGUUAUCCUGAAGUUCAAAGCUAUGUACCAACCUCCUUGGAGUCUGCAUCCUGUGCAGUUGUCCAUCUGGAUGUCGGAUGUGGCUGAGGGUGUGGGCUGUGGAUAAUAUCCCUAAGUUUGUCCUAAGGAAAUUUCUGUAAGAGCUGGAGUGCCCAGACACUGUGUCUCAUGCUGUAUACUUAAGAGGAGAAGAAAAAAGUCCUAUAUUUGUGAUCAAAAAGAGGGAACUUGAAAUGUGCUGGUGUUUAUAAUAAAAGCUGGUAAAACUGCUUGGA